This is a messenger RNA of Globicephala melas (long-finned pilot whale), 2416 nucleotides long. It is a transcript of the gene NSDHL, whose product is annotated as NAD(P) dependent steroid dehydrogenase-like. Gene Ontology annotation, biological process: steroid biosynthetic process. Gene Ontology annotation, molecular function: 3-beta-hydroxy-Delta5-steroid dehydrogenase (NAD+) activity. NCBI's taxonomy places the organism in Eukaryota, Metazoa, Chordata, Mammalia, Artiodactyla, Delphinidae. The record is from RefSeq and is a predicted model, not a curated record.
CUCCCGGCGCAGGGCCGGGGGCUGUGCGCUCGCGGCCUGGCCUCAUUGGGCAGGAUCACGCCGCGAGCGGCGACUGGCUGAGCCAGCACCGAACAGAGCCAAUUCCCUUGGUGGAAGAGCCUCGGCAGAUUCUCGGCUCACGCGGGCGAGGAGAAAAGGGUGGCUGCAGGCCGCUGGAGCGCUGAGGAUGAAGGCUGCGGACGCGCUGGGGACAGCCAGGGGGCCGCCUACGGACGGGACCGAAAAGUUGACUGCAGACAGGGCCAAAUUUGUAGCUGAAAUGGAACAAGCAGCUGGUGAGCCAGUGCGAGACCAGGGCACAUGGACACAUUUGACAGAAGACAUUCCAAAAGCCAUGAAAUGCACAGUGAUCGGAGGCUCUGGGUUCCUGGGGCAGCACAUGGUGGAGCAGCUGCUGGCAAGAGGCUACGCUGUCAACGUAUUUGACAUUCGGCAAGGGUUCGACGAUCCCCGCGUGCAGUUCUUCCUGGGCGACCUCUGCAGCCAACAGGAUCUGUACCCAGCUCUGAAAGGUGUAAGCACAGUCUUCCACUGCGCAUCGCCCCCACCAUCCAGUAACAACAAGGAACUCUUUUACAGAGUGAAUUACGUUGGCACCAAGAAUGUCAUUGAAACUUGCAAAGAGGCUGGGGUUCAGAAACUCAUUUUAACCAGCAGUGCCAGUGUCAUCUUUGAGGGUGUCGACAUCAAAAAUGGAACCGAAGACCUCCCUUAUGCCAGGAAACCCAUUGACUACUACACGGAGACGAAGAUCUUACAGGAGAGAGCGGUACUGGGUGCCAACGAUCCUGGCCAGAAUUUCAUAACCACAGCCAUCCGCCCUCAUGGCAUUUUUGGCCCAAGGGACCCCCAGUUGGUCCCCAUUCUCAUCGAGGCGGCCAGGAAAGGCAAGAUGAAGUUCAUGAUCGGGAACGGGGAGAACUUGGUGGACUUCACCUUCGUGGAAAACGUGGUCCACGGACACAUCCUGGCUGCAGAGCACCUCUCCAGAGACACAGCCUUGGGUGGGAAGGCUUUUCACAUCACCAACGAUGAGCCCAUCCCUUUCUGGACUUUCCUGUCCCGCAUCCUGACAGGCCUCAAUUACGAGGCCCCCAAGUACCACAUCCCCUACUGGGUGGCCUACUACCUGGCCCUCCUGCUGUCCCUCCUGGUGACGGUAAUCAGUCCCAUAGCCCAGCUUCAGCCCACUUUCACGCCCAUGCGGGUCGCGCUGGCUGGCACGUUCCAUUACUACAGCUGUGAGAAAGCCAAAAAGGUCAUGGGCUACCGGCCGCUGGUCAGCAUGGAUGACGCCGUGGACAGGACGGUGCGGAGCUUUCGCCACCUGCGGAAGGUGGAGUGAGGCGGCCUGGAGCCCGGGCCCUUCCACGCACUCCCCAGCCGAUAACUCUCUCCUCGCAGUGAGUUUCUUCUGAGCUUAGGUCUCCUCCGGCUGGUUCUGCGAGGGCACACCCACCCUUCUGUGACUCCGAGGGUGGCGAAAGCAGCAGACGUUUCUUCUUCGUAGGACUGGAUUUAGAUUUCUUAAAAUAGGGCAGCUUCCUGGUUUUCUGUUUUGUAUUCUCUCCCUCUCCCCCACCCGCUUCCUCCUGGGUUCCUUAUUCCAGUGACCUUGUAAACAAUCAAAGAAGCCUAGGGAAGAAACAAGCCAUCUGCUGAUCGAGGAGGGGGUCCUAGACUUAUUUCCAUGCAGACUGUUCAAGGAGCCACAGAUGACAGAUACCCUAGAGAAAAGCAGAAGUUCUAAACACAUGGUGAGGCUUCAAGUGUACAUUUUAAAUAGACACAGAGUUUGGAGCAAAAACUUUUAAAAAGCUUGAAUAACUGUAAACCCCCCAAAUCCCUGGGGAGAAGAGCGACCAGUUGCUCAUCUCCUUGCAUGCUCCCAAGUUCUCUCUCAGGUGCAGCUGGUGUGCCUGCCUGCAGUAUUUUUUCAUACAGCAUUCUUUCAUGGGCGCCUUUCUCUUUACCCACAGAGCCCUGUGUCCUUUUAAUGGCAAGGUGGUGGUCUGCCCGAGUGGCAUGCCGUUUGAAGCUGUUUAGCACCUCUCCUAACAUGGGACAUUGGGCAGGUUGACAGUAAGCCGUGGAAAAGGUCAGAGAGAAGAGUACCCCCUUUAUCUGCUUGGAGUUUGGGCAGAAACAGCACGAGAUGAUGCAGAAAGGGCUACUUCCCUGCGGCUCACGCCCAUAGAACCCUUCAGGCCAGUUUCUGACAGUCAUAGCACAUAUAGUGAUUCAGCAUUCUUUACUUUCUGGUGCUCUGCUUACAGAAUCUGGUUUCUUCUCAGACUCAUUGAAAUGUAACGUUAAAGACUUCUGUUUGCUUCUCUGCCUUUGUGCAAGGGUGGGGAGACAGCUGGGGAGACUGGAAUAAAGUGAAGGUAUUGUA